Molecule: messenger RNA, 951 nt
Organism: Onychostoma macrolepis
Lineage: Eukaryota; Metazoa; Chordata; Actinopteri; Cypriniformes; Cyprinidae
Product: butyrophilin-like protein 2
Exons: 5
Coding region: 1-951 (316 amino acids)
Biological process (GO): immune response; cell surface receptor signaling pathway; positive regulation of T cell proliferation
Cellular component (GO): external side of plasma membrane
Source: RefSeq, a predicted model, not a curated record
AUGGGGAAAAAUGUUUCAGGGUUGAUUGUGCACAGUCUCGCUGAUCCUCUUGUUGCUCCUCUGGGAUCUUCAGUGGUUUUGCCCUGUUAUGUUGAUGAACACUUACUAAUGGAGGGUCUGGAGGUGGAAUGGAGAAGAACAGACUCAGAGACUCUUGUUCAUCUCUAUAAAAAUGGUGAGAGUCAAGGACAGGCCCAGCAGCAGGAUUAUCAUGAUAGGGCUCAUUUCUUUACUGAUGAGAUUCAGCAUGGAAACUUUUCCCUACAUCUGGCCAAUUUGAGAGCUGAAGAUGAGGGACGAUAUACAUGUAAAGUUUACAGUCAGCUGGAUUCUGGUGAGACCCUGGUUCAAAUACAAGAUGUUGAGCGCUUGCUAGUAUCAGGACCAGAUGUGUCCAUAUCUGCGUUUGUGGGUGAGGACGUCACUCUGAACUGCUCUGUAGACUCUCACAUCACACCUGAACACAUUGAAGAGGUUUCAUGGAAGAAAACAGAUGAAGAUAUUCUGGUUCUGCUCUACCAAAACAAUGAGACUUUAUCAGAUUCAUCAGAUGAGCAAUACAGAGACAGAGUUGAGUUCUUCACUGAUGAAAUCCCCAAAGGAAACUUCUCUCUUAGACUGAAGAGUGUCAGAUCUGAGGAUAAAGGAGUUUACAUGUGUCAAGUGUUUGCUGGAAGAGUUUCAGCCAAUGCAACUGCAGUACUGGAGCAACUGGGUUUCUCUGUUUUACACAUAAUGGUGUUGAUUCUCUGUAUUUCUGCAUCUGGAUCUGUACUUCUGCUCUGCUGUCUGAUGUACUGCAGAUCACUAAAUAAUGAUACCACUGCAACCAAAUAUGUCAGGACUCUUGGGUUUCUUCAAGCAUUUCUUCCAAAUAUUAUGAUGUUUGUGGCUUUUUUCAUCUGGGGUUUUAUAGAAGUUUCCUAUGAACAUGAACCCUCUGAAAUCUGA